Gambusia affinis (western mosquitofish) is the source of this 2041-nucleotide messenger RNA. It is a transcript of the gene spi1b, whose product is annotated as Spi-1 proto-oncogene b. Gene Ontology annotation, molecular function: sequence-specific DNA binding; DNA-binding transcription factor activity, RNA polymerase II-specific. The transcript has 5 exons. Gene Ontology annotation, biological process: cell differentiation; regulation of transcription by RNA polymerase II. The coding region runs from base 365 to 1159 and encodes 264 amino acids. The record is from RefSeq and is a predicted model, not a curated record. Lineage: Eukaryota; Metazoa; Chordata; Actinopteri; Cyprinodontiformes; Poeciliidae. Gene Ontology annotation, cellular component: nucleus.
AUCUUCUCUGACAAAUCAUCAAUAGCCAGGAACCUGUAGCAGGCACACUUGAAUGCUCCCACCCACCGACAUUUUACAGAAGUUAAAAGUUCCUUUUUCAUUUCACCGGCAAACAACAACGAGGCCUCGUUCAGUUUGGCUUUGCCUGACAGAGCAGCAGGCCUACGAGCGCGGCUAAGGUCACAAGCUUCUGCUAUACAAUAAGAGUGAGGGAGACAUUUUUUUUUUUUUUGGAGUUGGUUUUCGUUGAGUGAGAGGAAAUUUUGAAACAUUGUGCAAUGGUGCCACAAAAGUUUUGAAAGGUUGUGAGAGCGUUUUUGCCAGCAAAGCGUCUGAGAGUCGGGUCGCUGGAGAAGAGGUCUCCAUGUUGCAUCCGUACAGAAUGGAGAGCUACCUCAUCCCUCCUCACACAGAAGAAAUGUACGAGUCUGACAUCUACAGACAUCAAAUUGCAGAAUAUUAUAAUCCAUAUGUAUUAGAUCCUGAUAUCCAGGCAGAUCACUGGGACUACCAUUCGCACCCGCAUGUGCACCCUGUCGAGUUUGAAAACCUCCAAGAGAGCAACUUCACAGAGCUGCAGAGUGUCCAAGCUCUGCAUCCGCCUGGGCUCAUCCGACACGACGCCCUGCGAUUCGACCCAGAGAACCUCCUCGACCCAAACCUAGCCACACAUUCACAUGUGCUGCAGCAACCAGUAGCCUUCUUCUCUCGAACUGUAUAUCCGCCCCGUAUAUCCCAACGCAGCUCUGAUGAUGAGGACCACGGAGGAAGGAGUCCCCCGCUUGAAGUGUCAGAUGAAGAGUGCUUGAGAGAUCGAGUCCCUUACGUCACAUCAGCAGAGCUCGGUAACAAAAAGAAGAUCCGUCUGUACCAGUUCCUGUUGGACCUUCUAAAGAAUGGAGACAUGAAGGACAGUAUCUGGUGGGUGGACAGAGACAAGGGGACAUUUCAGUUUUCCUCUAAACACAAAGAGGCCCUCGCACAUCGCUGGGGAAUCCAGAAGGGAAACCGGAAAAAAAUGACAUAUCAGAAGAUGGCUCGCGCCUUGCGCAAUUAUGGCAAAACAGGCGAGGUGAAAAAAAUCAAGAAAAAGCUGACGUACCAGUUUAGUGAUGAGGUUCUCGGGAAGAGUCAUCUGGAGAGAAAACCUUACAUGUAGACUGUAAAGAUUGUUUCUGGUGUAUCUGUUGGAUAGCAUUAUAGAAAUGAAAAAGAUGAUGCUGUACUGUACCAGUCUGGUACUUAUGCUAGCCAUCCCGCUUUCAUGAUCUCCUGACUCGAGAAUAUGAGAAUAUGUGGAGGGAAACCACUUGCUGAAAGUUUUAAAGAGACCUUUAGAGGCCAAACUCAGUGAAAUGCAUCAAAUAAGAAGCAUAAAAAAGGGUUGCUUUAUCAAAAUGAAAUAAUUAAUUUGACAAUUGGGAGUAGCUUCUAAGUGAAGUGUUAAAAAGACAGAAAAUAAAUUACAUAAAUGAUUAAAAUACAACUUCUAAGCAAAAGCAACCAAAGCUAUUAAAAAUACAUUUUGUUCCUCUUAUUUCCUGUAAUGCAUUUUUUCCUCUAUUUGCCUUUUUAUUUAAGAAUACUUAAUAGACUUGCCCAUAAGGUUUAUUGAGGAUCCUAUGGUUAAGUCGUAAGACUAAUUUUAUGUCUGCAGCUAAUUUGUUUAUCUUAUGACAGUCACUCUGUCCUUCUUUACCUGUCUGAAUGUUAUUAGGUUGUAGAUUUGUGCAUUAAUAAGAGCAGCAUCAAUUUGAGUAGCAGAAGACCACCACAUUUUGUUGGGCCUUGCUCAUUUUCUCCACUUUCUGUGACUCUUCUCGUUUUUCAUAUGAACAAGUUCUCUUAGUUGUGUAAAUUUACUAUGUCUAUGUAGCCUCUUUAUAUAAGAAGGUUAGUAUUUAAACAGCCUGGAGGCCAAGAGAGGGAUAAGUGUAAAGACAUCCUCUGUAUUCAGGUAAUAUUGUGCCUUGUUAUAUUCCAAUAAUUGUACAAACUGUACUGAAAAUUGCUUGUAAAGAAUAAAUUGUGCAUUAAUUAC